AUGCCCGCCAAGGCUCAACGUCACCGUCAGUCUCCCGCCGUCUACAGGUCAGCAGUCAAGGUGCAUGCGGCCCUGUCGCCGAGGCGGGUGCGCUACAAACGGCCCGCCAUCACAUCCACCCUCCCGUGGGAGUCGACGUCGUCGGCGGCGGCGGCGGUACGAACCGACAUGAGCGGUCGUGGGCUCUCGACGCUCCAACUUCACUUCACCUGCUUCGCCAGCUCGACGUGCCCCACGGCCGUCGAGCAUCAGCCGGUGGCGACGGGUUCCGUCUUCCUUGUCUGGCCUGUCGAGUCCCGCCUAUCCUUUCCUCUCGCUUCGACAUGGGACGAGUCAGGAGGCAGCCGCGUGACGGCCGACGGCAACGUUCCACCACAUCGAACCGGCCCGUCGACGAGCUCAGCAGGAUAA
Molecule: messenger RNA, 411 nt
Organism: Drechmeria coniospora
Lineage: Eukaryota; Fungi; Ascomycota; Sordariomycetes; Hypocreales; Ophiocordycipitaceae
Exons: 2
Coding region: 1-411 (136 amino acids)
Source: RefSeq, a predicted model, not a curated record